Messenger RNA from Sphaeroforma arctica JP610, 1273 nucleotides. RefSeq lists its product as hypothetical. Gene Ontology annotation, cellular component: cytoplasm. The transcript is spliced from 7 exons. Bases 312 to 1247 code for a protein of 311 amino acids. Gene Ontology annotation, molecular function: phosphatidylinositol binding; phosphatidylinositol transfer activity. NCBI's taxonomy places the organism in Eukaryota, Ichthyosporea, Ichthyophonida. Gene Ontology annotation, biological process: phospholipid transport. The record is from RefSeq and is a predicted model, not a curated record.
GCGAUAUGUAGAGGGUGUAUUUAAUUAUAUUUAUAUCGACUGUUUCUUUGUAAUCGUCAUCAGGUUCGUUCUCAGUCCUACCAAGUAACACUUCUCGGGGGUCAUCUGUCACCGUCUCUUAAUACCAUAUAGACUCUUAAUACAUAUAAAUACAACGGCUUCCUAACUACUAAAUUAGACGUACAUAAUUGUUUCUGCGUAUGUAUGAUUCUCGUAUAAAUUACUAGACCGAUCCGAAAGCAAAUUAUCCUUAAACUGUAUGCCUACUGACUGCAAUUCAAUAACUUCCGAAUCGAAUAAGUACUUCGACUAUGUUGAUCCAGGAGUAUCGAGUGGUGAUGCCAUUAUCCGUUGCAGAAUACAAGCGAGCGCAGACGUACAUGGUGGCCAAACACUCCAACAACGAGACAGGUGAUGGCGAAGGGUUUGAGUUCACGGUGCGCGAGGCGUGCCAUGAUGAGGUUAGAGGGGACGGUAUCUACACAGAGAAGAAGGCUUAUCUGUCCGAUAAGCUGGGCCCGUGGCUGAAGCAGUUUGUGCCGAGUAUAUUCUUUGUGUGCGAGAAGGCCUGGAACUACUACCCGUAUACGCACACCGAAUACUAUUGCUCGUUCCUGCCCGUCUUCUCCAUCAAAAUUGACACCGUGUACAAGGACGACAACGGCAACUGCCCCAACGCACUGGGCAUCAGUGCCGAACAGUUGGCUGUGCGAGUGGUCGAUGUCAUCGAUGUGGCCGACCCCAACAACAUUCCCGCUGCAAAGAAGGGGUCGGUGGUGGAUCUGACUAAGUUCCAGUCGCAAAAGACGCGGAGAGGGCCGUUCAAGAAGGGCUGGGUGCAGCGCACUGAGCCAGUCAUGUGCUCGUACAAGUGCUGCACAGUGUCGUUCUCUGUGUGGGGCAUGUCAAACAUGGUGGAGUCGCAAGUGGCGAAGUCCAUCCAUGAUUUGCUGUCUGUUGUGCACGCUCAAGCCGUGGGAUGGAUAGAUGAAUGGAUUGAUUUGAGCGAAGAAGAGGUGCAAGCCUACGAAAAGGCAAUGCGGGAAGACAUGAACAAUAAAAUAGCGUCAACCGCUGCUUCGGCACAGGAAGCUGAACGAAAGGGAGAACUCAAGGGAGCGGUAGAUACUGUGCAAAGGAAUAGUAAGAACCUGGGACUAGGGGGCCAGGUGCUAAGCUCCUUGUCUGGUUCAAUAACAAAUCUGUCUGGGUCUCUGAGCACUUGGUGGGGCAAUGCAAAUAAAUAAAUGGAUUUUUCGAUGCAAACAAGGAA